Molecule: messenger RNA, 1701 nt
Organism: Fusarium odoratissimum NRRL 54006
Lineage: Eukaryota; Fungi; Ascomycota; Sordariomycetes; Hypocreales; Nectriaceae
Product: serine/threonine protein kinase
Exons: 2
Coding region: 1-1701 (566 amino acids)
Biological process (GO): peptidyl-serine phosphorylation; peptidyl-threonine phosphorylation
Molecular function (GO): protein serine/threonine kinase activity; ATP binding
Source: RefSeq, a predicted model, not a curated record
AUGGAGUCAGUUACUAAGGAGCUGAUAGCACGUGGAUUCAAAGAAGAGUUAGCUCAUACAACUGCUAUCGAUGUUUGCCAAGAGACAAAAGUGCCUGGAGCGAAGAAAGACAAGAUCCAAUCAUAUCAACAAAUCUUUGCGAUAUUGGUUUUCAUGGGUCAGUCCAGCAGCAUUGUAUAUUUCAUGGAAGACAGUGUGAGCGACCUCGACCUUCCUCUAGUCGAGCGGAAGAAUCCUGAGAGCCCAAGCGGUAAUAGCUUGUACCGAAGGCAUUCGAUUCACGACCCAUUGGAAUGCACUGAGCAGUGGAACGAAGAUCAAUGGAUAGAAUGGAGCCCAGAGCAAAAACGCCUGUUCUGCGAGUAUCAGUGGUUGAUGAUGGCACCAUUCUUCUCGCUCAAAACUUCCAACAAGGUUAGCCAUUACAACCUGGAAGAUCAGCGCCUUCUACCUUUCAUUGACGGCAAAGAGGUCUUAUCUGGCAAGCCUUCUCAACAGGAUAACGAACACGUCGUGGAUUUGGAGGAAAUUGAGAGUGGAUUCUCGAAAGUCUUCAUGAUAUGGGUACACCCUCAGCAUCACAACCUCUCAAGAGAUGAAUGUGACCGCGGCUUUGCAAUCAAGCAACUAAUGAAGCCUAGCGAAGAUGACUUCAAUCAGGAAGUUGAAAUGUUGAAAAAGUUCAUUGGCGACAGAAGUCAUCCACACAUUGUUUCCCUCCUGGCUACAUACAAGCAAUAUGGUAGAUAUCACAUGAUCUUCCACCGGGCAGAUGGUAAUCUUUUUGAAUACUGGAGAGACAUAUGCCCAACUCCCAAGUUCAAUUACGACACAGUCAAGUGGGUUGCCAAGCAGCUCGCUGGUCUCUCUGAUGGUCUUCUACGUUUUCAUAAGCACACUUCAUUCUUGAAAUGCUGCGAAGAACCGGUACAGCCAGAUAUCAAUGAAAGCGGGUGGCUAAGGGGCCAAUCUCAACCUAGGAAGAGAGCUAGAUUCGAAGUGACACCUGCAUCUCCAUACGAUAGCAAAGAAGAGCAGGGCCCUGCAAAGCCGAAGACCAAGUAUGGCCAACAUGGAGAUCUGAAACCGGAAAAUAUUUUGUGGUUCCCAGAUUCAGAGGAUCCAAUCGGCAUCCUUAAGAUUUCUGAUCUAGGGCAAGCUCAGCUCCAUUCAACGCAAAGCAAGACAAGGCGUGAAAGCAAUGGAGUUCAUACAUUGACCUACCGGCCACCAGAGACUGAUAUUGAGCCCUACAUCAUGCGCCAGUCUGGGGAUAUAUGGUCUUUUGGCUGCAUUGUCCUUGAGUUUAUCACGUGGGCUCUUGGCUCUUGGGAACUCGUGGAUGAGUUUAAGACGAAACGAGCAUCUGAGGACCUAUACUCUCCGAUCAAGUCUGACACAUUCUACGAAUUAAAGCAAGUGCCUAGUUUAAACCACUCUGGCGCCCAAAUCAAACCAGCGGUCACUCAGCAUAUUCAGAGUCUACGGUCACAUCCAAAGUGCACAGAAUUCUUUUUGGACGUCCUUGAAUUGGUUGAACGAGGAAUGCUCACUAUUGAACCGAGCGAAACCUGUUUGGACCACAGUCGCAGGAAGAACUGUGGCGAGAUCCAGUACUCACUUGCAAAAUAUUAUAGAAAGUGUUUGAAGAACGAGUCCUACGCGGUUAGACCUCGCGAAACAAGUGCUGCUAGUAUAUAA